Molecule: messenger RNA, 1455 nt
Organism: Periophthalmus magnuspinnatus
Lineage: Eukaryota; Metazoa; Chordata; Actinopteri; Gobiiformes; Gobiidae
Gene: gabra4
Product: gamma-aminobutyric acid type A receptor subunit alpha4
Exons: 7
Coding region: 16-1455 (479 amino acids)
Biological process (GO): regulation of postsynaptic membrane potential; gamma-aminobutyric acid signaling pathway; synaptic transmission, GABAergic
Cellular component (GO): synapse; dendrite membrane; postsynapse
Molecular function (GO): transmitter-gated monoatomic ion channel activity involved in regulation of postsynaptic membrane potential; GABA-A receptor activity; GABA-gated chloride ion channel activity
Source: RefSeq, a predicted model, not a curated record
GUGUCUGAUGUGGAGAUGGAGUACACCAUGGAUGUGUUUUUCCGGCAGACCUGGGUGGACCACAGACUGGAGUAUAAAGGCCCAGUGGAGAUCCUACGUUUGAAUAAUCUGAUGGUCACCAAAGUCUGGACGCCAGACACGUUUUUCAGGAACGGCAAACGCUCUGUUGCACACAACAUUACUGCCCCCAACAGGCUGUUUAGGAUCAUGCAGAAUGGGACCAUACUCUACACCAUGAGGCUCACCAUCAGUGCAGAGUGCCCCAUGAGGCUGGUGGACUUUCCCAUGGACGCUCACGCCUGUCCACUCAAGUUUGGCAGUUACGCAUACCCUAAAACAGAGAUGGUUUACACCUGGACCAAAGGCCCCAGUCACUCUGUGGAGGUCCCCCCAGAGUCCUCCAGCCUGGUCCAGUAUGACCUCAUCGGACAGACCGUCUCCACGGAAACCAUUAAGUCCAUCACAGGCGAGUACGUGGUAAUGGCGGUGCACUUUCACCUGAAGAGAAAGAUGGGAUACUUCAUGAUCCAGACAUACAUCCCGUGUAUCAUGACAGUGAUCCUGUCCCAGGUCUCAUUCUGGAUCAACAAGGAGUCUGUGCCAGCCAGGACAGUGUUCGGCAUCACCACAGUCUUGACCAUGACCACUCUAUCCAUCUCAGCUCGUCACUCUCUACCUAAGGUCUCCUACGCCACAGCCAUGGACUGGUUCAUUGCUGUCUGCUUCGCCUUUGUCUUCUCUGCCCUCAUCGAGUUUGCUGCUGUAAACUACUUCACCAAUGCAGAGCUGGAGCGGAGCAAGAGGAAAACACCCAGAUGCCCUCCCGUGCCCCGCUCCACCCCAGUCAAGACCAAGGAGGCAGAGAAGGCCAUACAGCCAAACCCCGACUCCAAUGGCAACCUCCGCAAACGCAUGAACUACAUUACCCAUGAGUCCCGAGUGCAGCUGCGUGCCCAGUCUACAUCCAGUCUGUCUGCUGUGGGCCGUCCUCACAGCUCACAGCACAGGGCCGUGACAUGGCGCCCCCUAGCCCGAGGCGGUGUGAACUGCAGCUCCAGCACAUUGUCUCACCGCAGCAGUCCUCAUAAAUCUGAGAGCCUCCUGAGUGUGGCAUCCUCCUCUGCCCAGCUAGUCCGGAGCUCCAACCCACAGACCGCAGCCUCCACGCCAAACGUGAUGAGCGAUACGCCGGUCCGAAAAUGCACCAACGCCGCCUCUUCGUCUUCCUCUUCGUCGCUUCAGCACCUUCUCGCUCCCAAACUACAACAUCUCCAGGUGAGGAGCAAAGAGCUCAGGCAGACCCCGUGUUCUCAACCCAGCGCAGCAGGAGCAGGAGGGACCAGUAAGAUCGACAAAUACGCACGUAUCCUGUUCCCCGUAUCUUUUGGAGCCUUCAACAUGGUCUACUGGGUGGUCUAUUUGUCCAAAGAUACUACAGUGGGACAAGGGGGCUAG